AUGGCUUUUAAUAACGGACAAACCGCACCUGCCAAUAAGCGCGCUAGAUUCCUUAUCCGCGAUAUCCUCCCACAUUUAUUCACUGACGUACAAACCGGUGCGGGUGCAAAUACCCUGAAAAAUUAUUACCGUCAAAUUGAUUAUAAUACUGAUUACAGCAGCAAAUUUAAAAUGAUGAAAACAACUGGAAAAUUUAUAAUAGAAAAAAUACCUGAGAAUCCGGAGGAAUUGCUUCGAGAAAUAAUACAACAAUGCAUGGAUAAAACAAUUGAAGAAGCAAAAAAUAAAUCAAUAGAACCUGAAUGUCUGGGGGCAUUAAUUUCCUCACAGCUAUUAGACAGCGACAUAUGGAUUCCUAUAAGAAAAAUUGAAAAUGAUACGAUCGACAACAUACUUAAUCGUUUCCAGCUUGUUUCCCAAUCCAAGAUAGAAAAAGGCUCUCUUAUUGGCCAGCCUUUCACAAUAGCAAUUCAAACACUUGGAAUCUCCUCUCUUCCAAGAACAAAAUCAAUUAGAGGACGCGCACCGCAAGCAACAACAAGUAAUUUAGAAAAUAGCUCCUGUCUAAUAAAAAUCGAUAACCCCAACAACUUAUGCCUCUUCUAUGCACUGGAAAUAACAAGAAAAUAUUUUACCAAAGAACUGGGUGCGCGCUGGAAUUUUACAAGAUACAUGCAAAAUAAAAAGAGGCAAAUGGAAGAUGUUUUUGAACUUUUGAAUACAGCAAGAAUUCCCCAAAACCUUCUUGAAUAUGAUGCUGUGGAAUUUGUUCCAGCUGUUGUAGAUUUUUGGAACAACAAAUAUAAUGAUUCUGGGUUCAAGUUCAAGGUAUUUAUAUUUGGAAACGACAGUGAAAAGCCAAAAUUUACUUAUGGAAAUGAAAAUUUCAACAUGCCUAUUACAAUUCUGCACACAAACAAUCAUUUUGACGGAAUCAAGAAUGUUGGAGGAAUGUUUGGAUUGAGGGUAAAAUAUUGUUUUACAUGUGAAAAGAAGUUUAGGAAAUCAAAGGAACAUGAUUUGAGAUGUAAAUCUCUCUGCAGAUUUUGUGGGCGCAUUGGCAGUGACCGACCUUGUGUUGCAACGGGAGACUUUUUCAAAAAAUGUGAUGAAUGUGGGAAAAAAUAUUUAAAUGAAGACUGCUUCAACCACCACAAAAAAAGCAGCAAUUGCCGCCAAACAAAGCAGUGUGAGAAAUGUGGAGUCAUCUGGUCAAUGAAAAAUUACAAAAGGGAAGGUGAAAAGAAGCAUGUUUGUGGGCAAAAGUGGUGUCAAAUUUGUCGGCAAUUUCACAGUAUGGAUAGAGGGUGCUUUAUUCGACCACUGGAACUGAAAAAACCAGCACAUUACCGUCUAGUAACAUUUGACUUUGAAGCAACACAAAAUGAAAAGAUAAACGAAAUUACCAAAGAAGAAAGACGGCUUCACAUGGUAAACUUCAUCGCCGCAACAGUAACCUGCACAAAAUGUAUGGAAGAUGAGCAAUUAUGGCGUGCGCCUCUCAAACAAAAUGGGAAAAACUGCACAAUUUGCGGAAAUAAUCGAUCAAUCACAUUUUCCCACCGGCCAUUUACUCAAACAACAGUCGAUCAGCAAAUCGUCACACCAAACCCUCUAAAAGAAUUUAUUGAUUGGAUUCUAUUUAAACUUAAUCCUCAAUAUACAACUAUGGCUUUUUCACACAAUGGAGGGCGCUAUGAUAUGAUUAUGGUCUUCAAAGAAAUUUAUUCAAAAGGAGUUGUUCCAUCAAUGAUUCGUCGCGGUAAUAAACUUUACGAGCUGAAAAUUCCCCGCAACAAUAAAUGCAAUGAAGUAAUAUUUCGAGAUUCUUUUAAUCUCUGCCCAGUUGCCUUGGGGAAGCUGGUUGGCGCCUUUGGACUACAAAUUACAGAAAAACAAUUUUUCCCACAUUUGGCAAAUAUUCCUGAAAAUUACAAUAAAAUAUUACCACAACUGCCUUCAAAAUCUGAUUACCUUUAUGGAGGAAUGUCACCUGAAAAACAAAAUGAAUUUGACAAAUGGUAUGAAGAAGAAAAAAAUAAACAAUUUUACCUGGAUGAAGCCUUGGCCGAAUAUUGCACAAACGAUGUUCAAAUACUCACAGAAGCACUUAUUGCAUUCAGGAAAAAAUUCACAGAGAUCAGCAAGCCAAAAAAUGACAAGUCUGGGCCAGCAGCAGAAGGAAUUGAUAUUUUGAAGGAUGCAAUGACAAUAGCAUCGGCCUGCAUGAAACAUUUUCGCCUGAAUCAUCUUCAACCUGACCAUUUGGCAAUUGUUCCGGAGAAAGGAUAUGAAAACAUUGAUAAUCAAAGUGAGCUUGCCCUGAAAUAUCUACAAUGGUACGAAGAAACAAAAGGAGUGGAAAUUCAAAGUGCACAUUCGGAAGGUGGGGAAUUUGUAGUGGCGGGAAAAUAUAAAGUUGAUGGGUACAUUGCGGCUGAAGAUAGGGCAAUUGAAGUGAAUGGUUGUGUCUGGCACGGGUGCCAAAAAUGCUUUGGAGAUGAUUUGCGAAAAAUAUUGCCGAAUGGAAAAACCGUAGGAGAAACACGUGAAGAUGAUGGAAAGAGAUUGGAAAUAAUUAAAAAACAUAUAAAGAAUGUUGAUAUAAUAUGGGAAUGUGAAAUUCACCAGAUGCUUCGCCGCAAUCAGAAAAUGAGGUUUCAACAGUUACAUCGAUUGAAUUGGAAGAAGCAUUAA
Meloidogyne enterolobii is the source of this 2697-nucleotide messenger RNA. NCBI's taxonomy places the organism in Eukaryota, Metazoa, Nematoda, Chromadorea, Rhabditida, Meloidogynidae. The record is from the annotation of a GenBank genome assembly.